Molecule: messenger RNA, 1848 nt
Organism: Parascedosporium putredinis
Lineage: Eukaryota; Fungi; Ascomycota; Sordariomycetes; Microascales; Microascaceae
Source: the annotation of a GenBank genome assembly
AUGAACCGCGUAACUCAGGAGACGCUCCGCCAACGAGUCUUGGGGAAGAGUCUUUUAGACUCCAGCUACGCCAUCGAGAGCCCCUCCGCAAUUCUCGAUCUUGCCGUUCUCGAGCAAAAUUGUGAGCGCAUGCUUAGUGCUGUUGGUGCCCUUGGUUUAGAAUGGAGAGCCCAUGUUAAAACGCAUAAAACAACGGAGCUUACACGCCUCCAAGUCGGCAACGAUGCAGCUUCGCCAGUCAACCUGGUCGUUUCCACCAUAAUUGAAGCUGAAAAUCUCGUUCCUCUUUUAAAAGAGUACCAAGCCGCAGGCAGGGCCGUCAGUAUUCUAUAUGGGUUUCCUCUUCCACCAGCUGGAGUGGGCCGGCUCGCCACUAUCUCCCGAGAACUCGGAGCCGGGUCGCUCUCUGUCAUGAUCGAUCACCCAGAUCAACUCGAAUACGCCAGGGCACUCAAGGAAGCAGCGGGACAUCCACCCCUUGUCUUUGUGAAGGUAGACGGAGGCUACCAUAGAGCCGGCGUGAUACCACAAUCGCAAGAGUCACUAUACCUUUUGGACCUUCUAUCUCGCUCGGAUAGCCAAGGAAUCAUCGAGUUCUACGGCUUGUAUAUCCACGCAGGCCAUUCUUAUGACUCCCGAGAGAACUGGCAGGCCCUCAAGUACCUAUUGGAAGAGUUUUCAGUCUUGGGCCAGUUCGCGGAUUCUCUCCGCCCAAACUCUCCGUCCAAAACACUAACGCUCUCAGUGGGAGCAUCGCCAACCUCUACAAGCCUGCAGCAUCCCUGCCUUACCCAGUCGGCCCAAGUGCGCGAUUGCAGCCACCAAGACUCGGAAAUUUGCCGGGCUCUUCUCACGCAACUGCAAGAACUCAAGAGUAAAGGAUACCGCCUGGAGGCUCACGCAGGGGUAUACCCCACCUUGGAUCUCCAGCAGCUUGCCACGCAUGCCAGGUCACCAGAACUACUGAGCUCGAACGACAUUGGAAUCACGAUUCUCGCCGACGUGGUGUCCCUAUACCCCGGCCGGGGACCAAACGGCACGACAGAGGCGCUUAUCAACGUGGGCUGUCUCGGCCUCGGCCGAGAACCCUGCAAAGAUAUGGGCAGCGAAAAGGGGAUACACUACACUGGCUGGGGGCUUGUGAAGCCAUGGCUCGAGGCAGGUUUGGAUUACCCACCGCCAACGCCGGAUUUCCCCGCGAUUCACGGCGGAUGGCAGGUCGUCAAGGUGAGCCAGGAGCACGGUAUCCUUGGCUGGAAAGGGAACAAGGCAGAUGAGGAGCAUGCUACGACCGCCGUUACCCUCAUCUCCAUAUCCUCUCCCGUGUGUUCGCUCGUCCUGGGACUGAAUCUUUUCCGUUUCCUCGGCGAGACCACCCAACUGCCCCUCAUGGCACCCUCCAACGACAAGACGAACCAGCCUGCGGCGGCAGGACAGGGCGAGGUGAUUCUGUCUGAUGUAAUAGGUCGCGACAAAAGCAUCAACAUCUUCUCGGGAUUCACCCGUGACGUUGCCUGCAUCGAAACCCGUCUCGACGACUUCAAGGUCAACACUACGGUGCUGGCCCCGCUCAACUCCGCCAUCGAGAAGCUCCCGCGCAAGCCAUGGGAGGACCCCCGAGAUUACGGUGCCUUUGGCGCGGACGCGUAUGAAGGAGAGGAUGGGAUAGACCGGGCACAAAGAAACCUGAGGCGGUUCGUCGAGUCUCACAUCGUUCCGCGCAGCCCCUGGGCCGAGAACGAUAAGGUCCAAGCGAUCAAGCCGGACAAUAUUGAAGUUGUCAAUGUGGCAAGCUCUGUAUCCAAUGGAGAAGUGUGGAUUAUCAAGGGGGUGAUCAACUAUGCGUGA